Messenger RNA from Aspergillus fijiensis CBS 313.89, 411 nucleotides. RefSeq lists its product as uncharacterized. The coding region runs from base 1 to 411 and encodes 136 amino acids. The record is from RefSeq and is a predicted model, not a curated record. Lineage: Eukaryota; Fungi; Ascomycota; Eurotiomycetes; Eurotiales; Aspergillaceae. The transcript has 2 exons.
AUGGCCAAUAAUCGUGUGCCGAUCAACUACCAGACGCCGGCAUUCCCCUCCCUCUAUGAGCUACUACCGGCGAGCGAGUCCCGAGCUAAUUACCUCUACUAUACACGGGACAUCUGGCGAUUCACCUUCUAUUGGACCUUUAUCUUCUAUGGAGGUAGUCAUCUCUUAGUUGCAGCAUGGGCAGUGGCAAUGCAAUGUCGAAGUUGGAAAGCUUGUCUAGCUGUGCCCGCAUUCUACCUGGCCAUUGGGGGCAUAGAGGCGCUCCUGGCUGGGAGUAUUGUUGGUCUAGUUCUCGGCGCUGUCUACGAGGCAGGUAAUUUCAGAAUGUCCACAUGGAUCCCCCUUCUAUGGGGUGGUAUUAAUGUCUUGGUCCUCAUUCUAUCGAGCUUCCCAAUGCCAGGUGGUCUAUGA